Telopea speciosissima is the source of this 3717-nucleotide messenger RNA. Its product is annotated as eukaryotic translation initiation factor 5B-like. The coding region runs from base 90 to 3527 and encodes 1145 amino acids. The record is from RefSeq and is a predicted model, not a curated record. The transcript is spliced from 6 exons. Gene Ontology annotation, molecular function: phosphoprotein phosphatase activity. Lineage: Eukaryota; Viridiplantae; Streptophyta; Magnoliopsida; Proteales; Proteaceae.
AAAAAGGAAGCAGAAGAAGAAAGAGGGAAAGCAGAAACAUACUUUUUUUUUAGACAGUGGUGAGGGACUUGAAAAAGAAAUCGGAGGAUAUGGAAACUAACAUAGAAAAGGAGAAGAAGAGGAGAAAACAACCAUUGGAUGAGAUGGUUUUCAACCGUGUUAUUCUUGCUCUGGAGGCACCGGUUAAUGCAAACAUAGAAUCAGUUUUGCAAACAUCACAGAAAAACACUGAAGGGGGUUCAAGCCAGAAAAAGAAGAGGAAGAAAAAGAAGCAUAGAACUGUGGAAACUAACAUUGAAAAGGAGAAGAAGAGAAAACAAUCAUUGGAUGUGAAGGUCUUCAACUGUGUUAGUCUUGCUCUGAAGGCACCGGUUGAUGCAAACAUAGAAUCAGCUUUGCAGACAUCAGAGAAAAACACUGAAGGGUGUUCAAGCCAGAAAAAAAAGAGGAAGAAAAAGAAGCAUAGAACUGUGGAAAAUAAUAGUCUUGCACAAAAGCUAACAAAGGUUGGUAAUAUGGGUGAGCAAGAUCUGAAAGAAUUGGAGGAUAUGGAAAUGAAAAUAGAAAUAGAUAAGAAGAGCAAACAAUCAUUGGAUGAGAAUUUGGAGGUUUCCAACACUGUUGAUCUUUUUCUGAAUGCACCUGACAAUGGAAACACAGAAAUGGCUGUGCAGUUGCAAACAACAGAGAACAACAUUGAGGGGGGUUCAACUCAGAAAAAGAAGAGGAAGAAAAAGAAGCAUAAAGCUGCGGAAAAUAAUAGUCCUGUACAAAAGCUGCCAAAGGUUGGUAACCUUGGUGAGCAAGGUCUAAAAGAAUUGCUGGGUAUGGAAAUCAAAACAGAAAAGGAGAACCGAAAACAAUCGGUGAAUGAGAAUUUUGUGGUCUCCAACAGUGAUGAUCUUGCUCUGAAGACACCGGUCAAUGGAAACAUAGAAACGUGUUUGCAAGCAGCAGAUAACAACAUUGAAGAGGGUUCAAGUAAGAAAAAGAAGAGGAAGAAAAGGAAGCAUAAAGCUGUGGAAAAUAAUUGUCCUUUACAAAAGCUGCUAGAGAUUGGUAGCCUGGGUGAGCAAGAUAAAAAAGAACUGGAUGAUAUGGAAAUUGACAUAGUAAAAGAGAAGAAGAGAAAAAAACCUGUGGAUGAGAAUUUGGAGGUGUCUGACACUGAUUAUCUUUCUCUGAAGUCGCCAGUUAAUCAAAGGAUGGAAACAGUUUUGCAAACAGCAGAGAACAACACUGGAGGGAGUUCAGGUAGGGACAAGAAGAGGAAGGAAAAGAAGUGUAAAGCUGUGAAAUAUAAUGGUCCUGUAAAAAAGCUGCUUGAGGAUGGUAACCUGUGUGAGAAAGAUGCAAGAGAAUUGGAGGAUGUAGAAAUAAACAUAGAAAAGGAUAAAAAGAGAAGACAUAUCUUGAAUGAGAAUAGGGAUAUCUCCAAUGCAGAUGAUCUUUCUCUGAAAUCACUGGUCAAUGGAAAUGUAAAGAUGGCUUUGCAAACAGCAGAGAAGAGCACUGGAGGGAGUUCAAGUUGGAAAAAGAAGAGGAAGGAAAAGAAGUGUAAAUCUGUGGAAAAUAAUAGUCCUGCAAAACAGCUGUUGGAGGGUGUUAACCUGUGUGAGCAAGAUGGAAAAGAAUUAGAGGAUGUAGAAAUCAACAUGGACAAGGAGUUGAAGAUAAAAGGAUCCUUGGAUGAGAAUAAGGUGAUCUCCAAGGUAGAAGAUCUUGCUAUGAAGUCACCAAUUAGAAACAUAGAAAUGGAUAUGCAAAGAGCAGAAAACAAUUCUGAAGGGAGUUCAAGGCAGAAAAACAAGAGGAUGACAAAAAAGAAGUGCAAAGUUGUGGAAAAUAAUGAACCUGUACGAGAGAUUCUAGAGAGUGGCAACAUGUGUGACCAAGAUCUAAAAAAUAUAAAGCAUCUUGAAAAAUUGAAUCAUGAUGUGUCCAUGGGUAGCACUUUGAUCUUAGAGGUGGUAGAGAGUGAUACUGAUUUGAAGAAGAAUGACAAGCUCGCUGAGACUAGUUCAAUAAAUAAUGGGAGGGAACAGAGGAGAAAAAGAAAGAAGAAAAAGUUGUCAUGCUCCUCAGCUAGUUCUACAGAGCCAGCUUAUGUGAUGCAAACUGUACAAAACAGUUCAGUGGAAGAGGUAUCUGUUAGUUGUUCAGAUAAUUUAGUUUCAUCGAAAAGAAAGUUGGGAAAAAACAGAAAGAAUAGGGCAAAUGAGAAUGAGUUGAAAGAGGCCCAGAAAUCAGUUGGGGAGCAUGGUAUUUCUGAGGAAACAAACUUGGAAGAGUUGCCAAAUAUGUUACAUGGUUGUUCAGAGAGAAAAUUAGAAAUAGAUAUGUUAGCUGGUGUAAAGGAAAAUGAAGAUGAGUUAAAUAAAAUUCAGAAAGCAGUACAAGAUCAUGAAUUUUCUGGGAAACAAAGUGUGGAAGAAUUUUUAACUUACUGUGACAAAGACGAAUAUUCUUUGGAAACUGGAAAUGACCUCGACAGUGCUGCUCAUAUUUUGAUCAAUCUGAGGCAUGGAAAUUAUAACUCAUUAGAGUCAGGUAAGGGAGGCCUGAACACCCAAUCACAAUCUGUUGAGAAAAUUUCCAUUGGCGAGUCUUCUGCUAAUUGUGUAUACAAGAAUCCUACACCAGGAAAGGGAGUUAGAAAGAAGAAAAAAGUGUCCCAUGCUCUUCUGGACUCCCCUUGUAACGCUUUCCCGAAGAAGCUAGAACAGAAAAAUGAGAUAAAAAUAUCUUCUGGUAAUGGUUCUGUAAUGAACGAUGAUAUUUCAGUUGGUGCCAUUAGUAAGGAAGACAACCUUCUGGAGAAGUUACCUACUUUACCAGAAAGAUCACCUUGUAGUACACCGAAAAAGCUUCUUAUUCUUGAUCUCAAUGGUUUACUUGCUGAUAUUGUAUCUGAUGCCCCUAAAGGGUUCAAAGCGGACAAGAAAAUUGCUAGAAAGUCACUUUUCAAGAGGAAACAUUGUGACGAGUUCCUGAAGUUCUGCUUUGAGAGGUUCGAUGUGGGUGUCUGGUCAUCAAGACAUAAGAAAAAUGUGGACGGUGUAGUUGAUUUUCUUAUGAAAGAUAUGAAACACAAGUUGCUGUUUUGUUGGGACCAGUCGCAUUGUACUAACACAGGGUUCAAAACUAUUGAGAACAAGCAUAAACCUCUUGUAUUGAAAGAGCUAAAGAAGCUAUGGGAUAAACAUGACCCUAAUCUUCCAUGGGAGAAGGGAGACUACAACGAGUCAAACUCAUUGUUGGUGGAUGAUUCUCCUUACAAGGCUCUAUGCAAUCCACCAAAUACAGCAAUCUUCCCAGAUUCCUACAGGUUUCAGGAUACAGAGGAUAAUUCUUUAGGCACAGGAGGCAAUCUUCGAGUUUAUCUAGAAGGAUUAUCUAUGGCUGAGGAUGUGCAGAAAUAUGUGAAGGAACAUCCAUUUGGUCAAUGUGCUAUCACAUGCGAGAAUCCGUCAUGGAGUUUCUACAGUACGAUUCUUGGUGCCAAGAUAUCUGAAGUAAAACCUUAAAGACAGUAGUACUAGCUCUCCCUCUUGCCUCCAGCCAAGAGCUAUUAUAGACUAAGUUCAGAAUGAUGCUGACCAGAUCCAGGAUCCAAACAAAUGUUGCCUGAGAAUUUUAAAGAACACCAGGUAGCACUGCUGGUGAAAGUGCAGUCAUGCUGGUGCCUAGUGUAUCUGUAAGUGGUGCCGCAAGCAU